UUCACCUGUGAGAACAUUGUUUCAUUCAUGAAUAAUUCACAAUGGAUUCUCUAAACUGCGUGACGGUUUACCAGUCUUCCUUACAGCAGUGAGCUGAAAGCAUGGAUCUUUCUGUAUUGCCGAAUAACAAUCAUCCUGAUAAAUUUCUACGUUUAGAUGUAAAGACUUUACUAGCUAACUCUGCAGCUUUGCACGCACAACGAUGGCAUAACAAGCUUUACCUGCCGAAUGAUAACAGUAAUGUCAAUGAAGAAAAGCAGUCAUCAAAGUUGGAAAGCCAUGUGGCAGCUGACAAAUCCCUGUGUGAAAAUUUUACUCCAGAAAUGAUGAAAUCCAAAAUUAAAAGCAAUCCCCUGUACAUGGAUGCAGCAAACCAGGAGAAAAUUAUUACCACAAAAAAAACACCAUCAUGGACCAUUCAGGACUAUGACCAACAGUCCCCAAACCCAAAACUAUCUCCACACUUGAAGGAGAAUCCAUAUGAGUUAAAGUAUUGGCUGGAAGACAUUUAUACGCCUGGGUAUGACUCUCUAUUGAAGAAGAUGGAGAAGGAGCAGAAAAAAUCCAAACUCUGUAAACUCUUGUCUUUUUUGGCACUCGCUGUUUGCAUUCUUAUUGCCAUAGUAACAGUUACUGUUUUGUUUACUUAAAAGUAUUUCUUUGGUUAAUAUUUUAGCAUACUUUUAUAAAACUGUAAAAAUUUCACAGAAUUAAUUUAACAUACAGCAGGUACUGUUUUUAUAAUAAUAAAACAGAAUGUCACCAUC
Messenger RNA from Rana temporaria (common frog), 767 nucleotides. It is a transcript of the gene MINAR2, whose product is annotated as membrane integral NOTCH2 associated receptor 2. The transcript has 3 exons. NCBI's taxonomy places the organism in Eukaryota, Metazoa, Chordata, Amphibia, Anura, Ranidae. The record is from RefSeq and is a predicted model, not a curated record. The coding region runs from base 102 to 650 and encodes 182 amino acids.